AUGAAAACCUUCAUCGCCCUUUUCGCCCUCUUUUCCACCCUCCCCUUCGCCAUCGGCAACCCCAUCAUCAGCCCCCCAGCACUUGAGCAACGCCAGGCCGGCAAACCAGCCGACAUAAUGGCAAAUCUCUACACCCAAAUCCAAGCCUUCACAGGGCAGAUCAAUUCCACACUUGACACCAUCAACGCCGGCACCACCACCGCCCAAAACACCACCGCGCAAGCCACGAUCAAAGACCUCACAGCGCAGAUCGGAACGGUAGGCCAAGCAGCAAAAUCGCAACUCGAAGCCGUGGGCAAGCGAAACGUGCAGAGAUAUACAGCGGGCGAUCAAGAGGUCAUCGCGGGGUAUAUGGUUAAUAUCUACUACGAGAUUUCUGGGUGUUAUAGUCGAGUGAAGUUCUGUUAUGGUGAUUCUUUCCUCGGCGGGAUUCUCUCCCCAAUCAUCCAGGUUUUGAUGGGUGUCUUCCAAGUCGUCGACAGAGUUGUCAGCGGCGUGCUUUUCAUCGCCGGCAAUGCACUUGCGGGGGUAUUCGCCGUUGUCGGUGGGGUCCUGGGAUUGCUUCUGAAAUUGCUGUUUGGCAAGUGGUGA
Molecule: messenger RNA, 591 nt
Organism: Glarea lozoyensis ATCC 20868
Lineage: Eukaryota; Fungi; Ascomycota; Leotiomycetes; Helotiales; Helotiaceae
Exons: 3
Coding region: 1-591 (196 amino acids)
Source: RefSeq, a predicted model, not a curated record